AUGGAAAAAGGAUAUCGUAAAUAAUUAAGAGACACAUUAAAGUAAAUGUAGGCGUAAUUGAAAUAAGAUAAAAAUGAAAAUACAAAUAGAGGAUCUGCUAACAUCAAAUAAUCUUAAAAUUUAUCCUAACUGUAAAUGAUCUCAGAUGAUUCAAUGAGCUUGCAAGGCAAUUUCAGUGAAAAAGUAGAUCAAGAUGAUCAAAUCUCUUUAUACUAAUUUUUGAGUCAUCCAUCAAAAUAAGAUGAAUAUUGUUUUAGUGAACAAAAUAUUCUUACUGAUCAAUUUAUUAUCACAUCUGCUAAAGAUGAAUAAAACAAGUUACUCUAAACGAAUAGGAAGAGUCUCUAAUUAUAUGAAUUUGGUGGUAAAAGUAAUGGAACAGAAAAUCAAUUUGAAUAACAGAGUAGAAAAAAUCCAUUUGAUCAUCUAAAAGUAUCAGAAAAAGAGGCUGCAAGCAAAAUAGUGUUAAAAUUAUCACAAAAAAAUAAAUAACAAAAGUUUUACAAUGAAUUGGAACAGAAAGUCAUACAAAGCAAUUAAGAUAAAGAUAGAGAAAAAGUGGAGAAUGAGGACUCAUAUCUGAUAUAACUGAAGAAUUUUGAUGAAAAUUAUAAAGCCAUCAAUCAAAAAAUAAGUGAAUUUUAAUAUCCAAAUUCAUAUAACUUUUAGAAUUAUAUACUAUUUGCUACAUUACUCUUAGUUAUAGCAUAUAUAUUACUUGUUUCUAUUGCAGUUUGGAAUUAAUAUGAUUAUGGAGAUUGCAUGGAUUUAAUCUAAAUAUUACUAAAAUUUCAAAAAACCUAUUCUCUUAUCACACAUGGAUUAUUUCGAAUUUAAUAUUCAUAUGACUUUAAUAUUUCAAACUUUGAUUAAUUACAUUUAUUCUACGAUAAAUAAAUAUUUUAAGAAGUUGAUUAAUUGAUAAAUUUUAGCAAUGCCUAAAAAAAUACAAUCAAUGACAUUGGAAUAUAGCUUUCAAUUUUUUAUGAUAUUGACAACAGUACUAAGCUUAAUUUAUCCAUUACAGAAACAAUUUAAAAAUCCUUAGCCCAAUUUUAUAAAGUUGUUGAAAAUUAGUUUGCAACUAAUUAUGAAUUAUAAACUCAACUCAUUUAAUCAAGUGUAGCGAAUUUAAAGGAGAUUGGCUAGCUUCCUUAGUUGGCUUUUGAUUCUUGCUACGAUAACAAAAUUGAUAAAGAAAGGUAUUAUUAAUAAUUAUUGAUAAUCUUUAUGGUGAUCAUAUUCCUCUUAGUUUUGAUUCUAUCAUCCUCUUAAAUCCCAAUGAUUUCAACGUUAGGGAAAUACAAAAAGAAGUUGUACAUGGCAUUAUUGGAUAUUAAUCAAUUAUAAUUUGCUUAGGAACAAGAAUCUUUUGAGGCUCUUGCGUCUACUCUUAAAAAAUCAGUUUAUGAUUGGAUGAUGAUAGAUUUCAUAGUUGAAGGGAAAAUAUUUGAUAGCGAAAAGUAUUUCUUAAACGGUGGUUAUUCUGAAAAUGCAUCCACUAAUUACAUUGAAAAUUAAAAUAGAGCUAAACAAGAAAAAAAUAAAUUAAUCAAAAAAUUGAAGUCAUCCAAUAUACAAUAAAUUAGAUACAUCAUCUUAUUAAUAAUUGAUUUAGUAGUUAUAAUGUCAUAUUUUUUGGUGAUAUUCCUUAUCAUCUUUAUUUUGACUGAUCAAUUAUUAUCAGGUUUAGAAUUGCUUUUCAAAUAUUAGACCCUUUAAUCAUCAUUCAUUAAUGUAUUGAAUAAUGCUGAUAUGGUAGCUUACAAAACCUUAUCCAAUUCAUCCCUAUAUUAUAAUAUCUUAACAUAAUCGGAAUUUUAGAACUACUCUUAAGUACUCCAAGGCACAGAAUAAGAUUUUUUUCUCCAAUAUGAUAAUAACAUCAUUGGUUCAUUGGCAGAUGACAAAAUUAAUUAUAAAAUAGAAUUCAUGAAUUAAUAAGCUAUUUGCAAUGAUCUAUAUGCUCUAGAUUGUCAAUCCACAUUAGUUGGAAUGUAUAAUGAAUAAAUUUUGGCAUAUUAUUAGUAAGGACUCAAAUCUUUAGUUGUUUAAGUUUAUAAAAUUAUUCAACAAUACCCUUAAUUUUAUUAGGAAGGAUAUGUAAAUAAUAGUCUAGCUGAUUUUAUUAAUUUUGCCCAAACUUCUGAGCAUAUUGCCUAUUUAGAUUAUGGAACAGAUCUCAUUAUUACAGCCUAUUCCUCGAUUGUUGAUAUGGCAUAAGAGCAAUUUGAUAUUCAAAUUUCAAAUAUAGGGUUUGUAGGACUAAUAAUAAAAUCCUUUUUAGGAAGAAUGCUGAUGAGAAUGUAGAAAUAAUCGAUUGAUACAUGUCAAGCAUCAUUGUUACUACUAUCACCCAGAAGAUACACAUAAAAGUCUAUAGCUAAAUUAAUUACGUAAAUAAUUUGA
Messenger RNA from Paramecium tetraurelia, 2409 nucleotides. RefSeq lists its product as uncharacterized. The transcript has 2 exons. The record is from RefSeq and is a predicted model, not a curated record. Lineage: Eukaryota; Ciliophora; Oligohymenophorea; Peniculida; Parameciidae.